CCCAUUCAUCUCUACCGACAUGACAAUCUAUUACUCGUUAACGUUCCUCCUGCUCGCGGCAGAGAUGGGCACGUUCUGUGCCGUCGUCGCACCUCUCCCACAUGCAGUCCGCAAACGUGUUUUCACCUUCCUUUCGGAAAGUCCUAUUGUUGGAAAGAUUGCGUAUGGGCUUAAGAUUGCGUUCAUAUUUGUGGGUGUACUGUUUGUCGAUGCGCUCCAACGCAUGUUCCGCAUUACCGCCGAGGCGGAAGCGGCGAAAGCUGGUGGGAUGGGCGCCACGCAUGAUGUGCGUACUGAAACUAACUUUGCGGCUCGUAAAUUCUAUGCGCAGCGCAAUACGUACUUGACGGGAUUUACUUUGUUCCUUUCGCUUUGUCUGACGAGGACGUUUUAUAUUGUGCUUGAUCUCAUUCAUGCACAGGAGGAGUAUGCCAAGUUGAAGAAGACCUCUGAGGGUUCUGGGAAGUCCGGUGAGAGUGUAGACGAGCUGAAGAAGAAACUCGCUGCUGCAGAAGCUCGUGCCCGUGAUUUCGAUACGCUGAAGAAGCAGGCUGACGCCCAGGCUCAGGAGUAUGACCGUCUCGCGACCGAAUACAACAAAGCGACGGGUGCAGUAUCUGACAAGCGUAAAGACUAGGAUUUAUGAUUGCAAUUUGCUGAAUUGCCAGGCGUUAUUGCUCCCAAACCGCCAGUGUUGCUUUGCACGCCUUUAAUUCUCGGCCAAACUGGAUUCCGCACACAUCUCAAACAUCGAAACGAAUGGUUUCCCAAUCCAUACACAUUUCUUGUGUUGCACCGUAUAGAAUAUUUCCGCAUACGUUAUGUACCAUAUGCAUUGCUAGGAAAUUAAUGUUCAUACAUAUUUUU
This is a messenger RNA of Fomitiporia mediterranea MF3/22, 867 nucleotides long. RefSeq names its product endoplasmic reticulum protein. The coding region runs from base 20 to 637 and encodes 205 amino acids. Gene Ontology annotation, biological process: endoplasmic reticulum to Golgi vesicle-mediated transport; intracellular protein transport. The transcript has 6 exons. The record is from RefSeq and is a predicted model, not a curated record. Gene Ontology annotation, cellular component: endoplasmic reticulum membrane; endoplasmic reticulum. Lineage: Eukaryota; Fungi; Basidiomycota; Agaricomycetes; Hymenochaetales; Hymenochaetaceae.